Messenger RNA from Bufo bufo (common toad), 1716 nucleotides. RefSeq lists its product as uncharacterized. NCBI's taxonomy places the organism in Eukaryota, Metazoa, Chordata, Amphibia, Anura, Bufonidae. The coding region runs from base 40 to 1227 and encodes 395 amino acids. The record is from RefSeq and is a predicted model, not a curated record. The transcript is spliced from 2 exons.
GGAAGGGAUUACAAAAUUGCGGCGUUCGCUGAUGAUGUAAUGAUCAUGACGACAAAUCCCACUACUUCUCUACCUUACAUACAAAAUCACCUACAACAAUAUAGCUCCAUCUCAAACUUUAAGAUAAAUGCUAGUAAAUCGUUGAUUCUUACAUUAGGAAUAUCUACUCAUACCAAAUCCUUACUGAUGAAAAAUUCCCCCUUUAACUGGUCUUGCCCAACCAUCACUUAUCUAGGAGUUAAAAUCAGCCCUCAAAUCUCAGAUCUCUUCUCCCUAAACUAUAUCCCCCUUAAAAACUCUCUUUUUAAAGCCAUAGACAACUUACAGACUAGGGCGCCCAUGCUAUCCUGGUUUGGGCGUAAAAAUCUUCUCACUUCAUUAAUCCUACCGCGCCUAACAUACCUCCAACAGGUCCUUCCAAUCCCUAUACCUAGCUCCUUCUACACAUCCUUGAAACAAAAAUUUAGAACCUUCAUAUGGAAUGGCAAAAAAGCCAGACUCUCAUACAAACUUUUAGCCCAUCCACGUCAGCUAGGCGGCAUUGGCCUCCCAGACCCAGAACUGUAUGGAAAAGCAAUACUUUUAGCUAGAGCGGUUGACUGGCUCCGCAACCCUACUGACAAACCUUCGGUAAGCUUAGAACAAAGCAUACUAGGCAUUCCUUUUCGGGCAGCCUUAUUGGGUCAUCACUUUCCCCCACAUAUACCAAUGCCUAACUUCCCAAUUCUAAAAGCAACACUGGACGCCUGGAGAUGGCUGAACUCCUCCCACUGCUCAGUUCCCUUCCCUUCUCCUAUUCUGACGGUAGCAGAUAUCCUAGGUACGUCCUCUCCAAUAUUAUUGCAAUCCUCCUCCAAACGUAUUAAAUCCUCCUCUUUGCCCAUCAGAAAUCUCUUGGACUCCCCGGGGAAGCUCCUGGAGACAGAUGCCAUUUAUACCCUACUCAACCCCUGCCCAUGUGACCUUACUUUAAUCCCUCACAUUAGAUCCUUUCUAAUGAGAAAUAAUACUGAAGGUGAACUCCUUCGCCCAAUAGGCUGGUUCGAAGCCCUCAUCAUCAAUCCCAAACCCCUGAGAAAGCUAAUCUCACAAAUACAUAGCAAACUGCGGACUCCACCACUUAUCGCCAAACCAUCUUUCAUACACAACUGGGAAAGAGAAACUGGGAUAACCAUACCUAUCAGUGAUUUGCCCGAUUUAUUUGACAUUCCCCACAAGGCUUCUUGAUGCGUGCGCAUUCAGGAAAAUUGAUACAAAAUACUGACCCAAUGGUAUAUUACUCCAUCUAGAUCUACCCAUUUUGCUGAAUCCUCCUCUGACAGGUGCUGGAGGUGUUCCGAGGAGACUGGAACCUUCCUCCAUAUUUGGUGGAACUGUCCAGUAAUUAACAAAUGGUGGUCGGACAUUUUUCGUCUAAGCAACCAAAUAUGUCAUGAAUCUGUAAAGAUGUCUCCACUUGGUGCAUUGCUGUCCCACUACACAGAUGCAAACCAACCCCCUCCCAACUAUCUCUUCAAACAACUCUUGAGUGCAGCACGCUUACUCGUCCCCAAACAUUGGCUUCAGACCACAUUGCCAACAAUUGAACAAUGGAAGCUUAAGGUGGACCAGCUCUAUCGCUUUGAAGAGCUAUCUGCUUGGGAAUCUCGCACGCACCCAGCCUUCAUGAAGCAUUGGUCACUCUGGUCCACUUUUAGGUUUUCCAGCAGCACAGAG